Messenger RNA from Apodemus sylvaticus (European woodmouse), 2144 nucleotides. It is a transcript of the gene Tead2, whose product is annotated as TEA domain transcription factor 2. Gene Ontology annotation, molecular function: RNA polymerase II cis-regulatory region sequence-specific DNA binding; DNA-binding transcription factor activity, RNA polymerase II-specific. Gene Ontology annotation, cellular component: transcription regulator complex. Gene Ontology annotation, biological process: hippo signaling; embryonic organ development; regulation of transcription by RNA polymerase II. The coding region runs from base 63 to 1436 and encodes 457 amino acids. NCBI's taxonomy places the organism in Eukaryota, Metazoa, Chordata, Mammalia, Rodentia, Muridae. The transcript is spliced from 12 exons. The record is from RefSeq and is a predicted model, not a curated record.
CCUGGGCUCUUUGUUCUGUCCUCCAGAUGGCUGAGCGACCGAGUCCCAAGGCCUGAAGUUUGAUGGGCGCCCCCGUCCCGCCCCCGCCUGGUUCUGUGGCCCAGAUGGGGGAUCCCCGGACUGGGGGCCCCCUGGAUGAUGGCGGGGGCUGGACAGGUAGUGAGGAAGGCAGCGAGGAGGGCACGGGAGGCAGCGAGGGCGUUGGAGGUGACGGGAGCCCUGAUGCAGAAGGCGUGUGGAGUCCGGACAUUGAGCAGAGCUUUCAGGAGGCCCUGGCCAUCUACCCUCCCUGUGGCCGGCGCAAGAUCAUCCUGUCAGAUGAGGGCAAGAUGUACGGCCGGAACGAACUCAUUGCCCGUUACAUCAAGCUGAGGACAGGGAAGACGAGAACGCGAAAGCAGGUCUCCAGUCACAUCCAGGUUUUGGCUCGAAGGAAAUCGAGAGAGAUUCAGUCUAAGCUGAAGGACCAAGUCUCCAAGGACAAGGCCUUCCAGACGAUGGCCACCAUGUCUUCAGCACAGCUCGUCUCUGCACCUUCCCUCCAGGCCAGGCUGGGUCCUGGCCCUCAGGCCACCGAGCUUUUCCAGUUCUGGUCAGGGAGCUCUGGGCCACCGUGGAAUGUUCCAGAUGUGAAGCCCUUCUCACAGGCACCGCUCUCCGCGUCACUGACGCCCCCGGCCUCUGACCUACCAGGGUACGAGCCACCCCCAGCCCUCUCACCCCUGCCCCCAGCUCCGUCUCCCCCAGCCUGGCAGGCCCGGGCCCUGGGCACUGCGCGCCUGCAGCUGGUAGAGUUCUCAGCGUUUGUGGAACCGCCAGACGCAGUUGACUCGUUCCAGAGGCAUCUGUUUGUCCAUAUCAGCCAGCAGUGUCCCAGCCCUGGAGCACCACCCCUGGAGAGCGUGGACGUGCGGCAGAUCUACGACAAAUUCCCUGAGAAGAAGGGCGGCCUCCGGGAGUUGUAUGACCGAGGGCCACCCCAUGCCUUCUUCCUGGUCAAGUUCUGGGCGGACCUGAACUGGGGCCCCAGUGCUGAGGAGGCAGGGAGCAGUGGAGGUGGCGGUGCCUUCUACGGAGUGAGCAGCCAGUACGAGAGUCGGGAGCUCAUGACGCUGACCUGUUCCUCCAAGGUCUGCUCCUUUGGCAAGCAAGUGGUGGAGAAGGUAGAGACGGAGCGGGCCCAGCGGGAGGACGGACGCUUUGUGUACCGCCUGCUGCGCUCUCCCAUGUGUGAGUACCUGGUGAACUUCCUGCACAAGCUCCGGCAGCUGCCUGAACGCUACAUGAUGAACAGUGUCCUGGAGAACUUCACCAUCCUCCAGGUCGUGACAAACAGGGACACUCAGGAACUGCUGCUGUGUACUGCCUACGUCUUUGAAGUCUCCACCACUGACCGCGGGGCCCAGCACCACAUCUACCGCCUGGUCAAGGACUGAUGGAGCCCCGUUGCUGGUUUUAUUUUUUUUUUCCCUUUUUCCCCAGAACAUCCCCUUCCUAGGAAGGAGCCUUUUGCUCUCCCUGUAAGAGAGAUUUGGAGAGGGGCCGUGAUUUUUAAAAAGGCCUAAUCUCAGAAGCAUGAGCCAUUGGGGGGCUGGCUUCUCCUAGAAAGGAGCCCGAAGUUUGGUUAGUGGGCUAAGUGAGCUGGGUUUGAGUUUAGAUCCCCAACACGCGGACCUCACAUGUGACAGGACACACCACUCCAGAGCAGCAGGGCUUGAGGACGGGAGUGCUCACAGGAACAGCACUGGCCACAGGGCUCUCCUUGCUCUUCUGGAAGGGGGGCUGGGCCCUGUGGGACAUACCACUUGUUGCCCUGUAACCUUCCUGUUUCCUGUUGUCUCAUGUCUGCCUCUUCCCCCGCACCCUUUCUCUGCGAUCUGUAAUGUCACAGAUAGAAGAUAAUGGUUUCCCAGCUUAGGGUUGGGUGAAGUGGGACCUGAAAGUUUUUUUUUAAUAUAAGGAGAUAUUUAUACACAGUGUUAGGGAUGUAAUCUUCUCUCAGCUAGGCAGUGGGGUGGGACUUCUUGAUCUCUCCCCCCACCGCAUUUAAGUGAGCCGUGGACAACCCUGCCACCUUCCUUCCCCAAGAGUGAUGGUUUAUGUUUGAAGGAGAAUAAAGCUAUUUUUACCAUAAAAAAAAAAAA